Molecule: messenger RNA, 261 nt
Organism: Pelobates cultripes (western spadefoot toad)
Lineage: Eukaryota; Metazoa; Chordata; Amphibia; Anura; Pelobatidae
Source: the annotation of a GenBank genome assembly
AUGGCGCCAGAAAUGCUUGUCACCUCGAGCCCAGGCUUUGAUAAGGGCCAUAGCCCUGUGUCUACAAAUUCUCUCACUCCUGGUGGCGGAAUCAUAAGCCCAUGGGACCUCUUAAGUGUGAAGAACUCUCUGGCCAUGUGGACGCCAGGGGUGAUGCGACUCCCCAUAGGCCCCCAGCCUAGAAGAGGUGCGGCAGGCCGCCUCAACCACCUGUACCUCCGGCAUGUCUUGUGGAGAAGAUGCGGGAGGUCUGCUGCUUAG